GGGACCUGGCCGAUAAACGGGAACCCUUGGACUUGCACUACUCCUCAUCUUUUAGUCUUAGCGAGCCAUGAACUUUUGAUCUUUUCUCUUUUGUUCCUCAAUUUUUUGUCUUUCACCGCAAAUUGAUUUUGCGUGAUUGCAGACUAUAUAGACUCCAUGCAUUGGUCUUCAUCGUCAGUCGCGUCCUCUUCGUCGUUUUCCUAGUCGGCAUUCAUCCGUCGGCUUUUGUCGACUUGGCUCUGCGCCAGAAACAGGAAUUUCUCUUGAGCCAAGCUUGGGCAUACCUUAUUGAAUACUUUGCUGGAUAUAUGCUGUUCCCUAGACUUCGGGGCCAAAUCCAAUCUCUCCCAAACUCAAACUGCGACUCGAUCGAACUCCGCAAUCAUGGCGAAACGACCCUCCCACAGUCGUACCAACUCUGGGACUGACCAUCGUCCUACUCAGCCAAGCGCUCUCCGCCAAGCUCUGAACGCUCAUGAUCGAAACGAGAGCGAAAACCCGACCGCGGAGGGUUCUACUACUCCCACGAGCGCCCCGGCCGCAUCGCCUCCAGGUUCGCCAGGACAUCCUCCGGGAGCUACAAUAAACGAAAUCUUCGCGAACGAAACGACGCCUCUAAUCGAUGGGAACAACCAGGGCUCAAACCCACGUCGAGGAAGUGUUCACCCUGCCCAUCCUGGGGUCUGUAGCCAUGGCACUUUCAGUCCGCGACCUAUGAGUCCGACCUUGACUAUGAGAAGCACCGACGAGGAUGGUAGCGAAACUGCAGGCUCAGGGACGCACAUUCCUGUGCUAGACAAUGCAAUUACGACAAUCGUCGGCCAUGAAGAUUGGAAGAAAUGGUUGAAGAAAAGAAUGCGAACAAAGACAAUGGGCCAUAGCAGUAUGCUGGCUGAACAAGCUGGUUUCGAGGAUACAGCAUUCAUGUAUCUGGCGUACUACGUCCCCUGCUUGAACUGGAUGCGCCAGUACAAGGCUUCAUAUCUUCGUGGCGAUUUUGUUGCGGCUAUCACCAUGGCUUCCUUCUACCUACCAAUGGCCCUCUCCCUUGCUGCGAACCUCGCCCACGUCCCUCCAAUUCACGGUCUCUACGCCUUCGUUUUCAAUCCCUUUAUUUACGCCCUUCUGGGAUCUUGCCCACAGAUGGUGGUUGGCCCAGAAGCUGCCGGCUCUCUUCUCGUGGGAACUGUUGUCAAGCAGAACGUUGGUUCCGGAGAGGACGAAGACAAUGAUUUAUUGCAUGCGCAAAUUUGUGGAAUUGUCGCCGGCAUGGCGGGCGCCAUGGUUCUCAUCGCUGGCCUUGCGCGAUUGGGUUUCAUGGAUAGCGUUCUCAGCAGGCCUUUUCUCCGUGGUUUCAUCAGUGCGAUUGGUUUCGUCAUUGCCGUUGAUCAGUUAAUUCCUGAGUUAGGACUCGCUGAACUGGCUGACGAUGCUGGCGUAAGCCACGGCAGUCCCGUUGAGAAGAUUAGGUUCAUAAUUAACAACAUUCACGAAGCGCAUGGUUUGACAUUUGCUAUCGCCGGAAUUAGCUUUCUAGUCAUCAUGAUCUGCCGUGAACUCAAGAACCGUCUUCAGCCUCGAUAUCCUGGCGUUGCCUAUAUCCCGGAUCGCUUCGUUGUCGUGGUUGUGUCUGCAAUCCUUUGCUGGCGGCUCGAUUGGGAAAACCAAGGAGUUGAGAUUCUAGGCACAGUCAAGGCCGCCAAUGGCCAGUUGCUUGCUUUCCAAUGGCCCUUCAAGCUCGAGCACAUGCCACACAUUCGAAGUGCCAUGGCGACAUCUUUCCUCAUUGCACUUCUUGGAUUUUUCGAGUCUUCGGUAGCUGCAAAGAGUCUGGGCUCAAGUGAGACUAUCCAGGGUAUUCAGCUGAGUGCCAACAGAGAAAUGAUUGCGCUCGGUAUCGCCAAUAUGGUUGGUGGAUGUUUUAUGAGCCUACCAGCAUUUGGCGGAUAUGGACGAAGUAAGGUGAAUAAGAGCACCGGAGGCAAGAGUCCCGCCAGUUCCAUGUUUCUGAGCAUCAUCUCCCUGUUAUCUAUCUUCUUCCUUCUCCCCUACUUUUACUACCUACCAAAACCUGUCCUGUCAGCAAUGAUUUCUGUCGUAGCCUACUCGUUGAUAGAAGAGGCCCCCCAUGACAUCAGCUUCUUCUUGAAGAUCCGUGGCUGGACUGAGCUGGGGCUCAUGGCUGUCAUCUUCCUUGCAACCAUGUUCUACUCUCUCACACUUGGUAUGGCAUUCGGUGUAGGAUUGUCGAUGCUCAUGGUUAUCAAGCAUAGUACGCGACCACGUAUUCAGAUCCUGGGCCGAAUUCCGGGGACAAAUCGAUUUGAGAAUGCUGAAGGCGACAAGGCGAGUCUCGAAUUCGUCGAGGGUUGUCUCAUCGUCAAGAUUCCGGAGCCUUUGACUUUUGCCAACACAGGAGAGCUCAAGUCUCGGCUUCGUCGGCUGGAGCUCUAUGGAACAUCGAAAGCGCAUCCCGCUCUGCCCCGCCUUCGCAGUACCGAUAUGAACCGAAAUGUUAUCUUUGAUAUCCACGGUGUAACUUCCAUGGAUGGAUCUGGCACGCAGGUUCUGACCGAGAUCGUCCGCAACUACCACGAUCGAGGAGUUCGGGUGUACUUCUCUCGAUGCCCAGUUCGCAAAGAUCACCCUGUAUGGCGAUUGAUGUUGAGCAGUGGCAUUGUGGAGAUGGCUGGCGAGAGACAUUUUGUAAAUGACGUGGAGGAGGCAUUGCGUUUGACAGAGUACGAAGAAAGCAUUGCUGGCGAGUCGAGCCGGGCGCAGGAGCUCUAGAGCAUUAGGGAGACGAAAAGGGGUGAAGGAGUAUUUUGAAGAGGUUGUGAUGCAUAGUUUGAGACCGUUGUCGAUGCCGUGGAGGAGAUACCAUUGCAGGAGUUUUUAUAGAACAAAUUGAGAUUAUCAUUAGAGCCAGAAUUAGCGUAACGAUGCUACUCAAAAACAAAUACAAACGGGUUGUUCUUGGAUAA
Messenger RNA from Fusarium redolens, 2984 nucleotides. Its product is annotated as sulfate transporter family-domain-containing protein. Gene Ontology annotation, biological process: transmembrane transport. The coding region runs from base 385 to 2790 and encodes 801 amino acids. Lineage: Eukaryota; Fungi; Ascomycota; Sordariomycetes; Hypocreales; Nectriaceae. Gene Ontology annotation, molecular function: sulfate transmembrane transporter activity. The transcript is spliced from 4 exons. The record is from RefSeq and is a predicted model, not a curated record. Gene Ontology annotation, cellular component: membrane.